UGUGCACUGUUCCAAACCACUGACCUGUGUGCAUAACAGAUCUGAGAGACAUCUUCCUGGACUGUGUUAGCCUGGAUCUGCUGAGGAUCAUUAUUCAUAGCUGGGCAAUAAAGUGGACACUAAAACACCCUUCCAGUGGUGUUUUGAAGAAGCACGGCAGCAAGGCGCUUAUGCUAUGACGCAGAAUUCCUGCGACACGCCUUCGCCUCAGAGUAAAAUGGCAGCUCACAAGAGUGAGAAGCGUGGUCUCGAGCACUUAGACGAAUAUGAACCAAAAAGAGCGAGACAACCACGAAAUAUGCACGACAAAAUGAUGGAGACCCGACUAGUUGUCAUUUUGGAAGGAGCGACGUUAGAGACUGUAAAGGUUGGAAAGACAUUCGAGCUGCUGAACUGCGACCAACACAAGAAUAUUAUCAUAAAGAGUGGAAGGGACCCUGGCAAUGUUCGCCCAGACAUCACUCAUCAGAGUCUGCUUAUGUUGAUGGACAGCCCACUGAACAGAGCAGGACUGCUGCAGGUGUACAUACAUACUGAGAAGAAUGCUCUGAUUGAGAUAAAUCCACAGACACGAAUUCCCCGCACCUUCCCUCGCUUUUGUGGACUCAUGGUGCAGCUCCUGCAUAAGCUGAGUGUGAGAGCAGCUGAUGGGCCGCAGCGCUUGCUGAGGAUGAUUAAAAACCCAGUUUCAGACCACUUACCUGCAGGAUGCCCACGCUACGCCAUGUCCUUCAAAGCAGGAGAUUCAGUCUGUCCCAGAACCCUGGUCCCUAAGGAUGGUCCUGCUGUGGUUGUUAUUGGAGCAUUUGCACAUGGAGCGGUAAAUGUGGAUUAUACAGAGAAGACGAUUUCCAUCAGUAACUAUCCUCUGUCUGCAGCUCUCACAUGUUCCAAAGUGUGCUCUGCAUUUGAGGAGGUCUGGGGGGUGUUGUGAUGAACAAACAGGUGUUGGACUUUGGGUGAAACUAGGAAUUCAUCUGUGUGUGGACAAAUGUAGCCCUUUUCACUUCUGUUUAAGUGAAACUGGACAGUUCUCUAUUGUGGUCACUUCAGUGGGCAGUUCACUGAUUAAACUCCACACUUCUGUAGUUCUCUGCAUUUGGUGGCGAUCACGGAGACAUAUUUUGUACCUUUACAUGAGCUUUCAAAUAUAAUCUUUCAAACAAUUCCAUGUUAACACAAUCUGAAAUAUUGUCUGAGUCAAUAAAACUAAGUUUUAUUAUUUCUAAAAUGCAACAGUUGUCGAUUUUUGUGUAAAAAAAGGCUAAAUGUGGAACCAUAAGGACCACUGGAACUUUGUAGCCAGAGGGGCUAAGGUUUUAAUUAAUGUACAAAUGUGUGAAUUAGUGAUGUUUUUCUGACAUUAAAUAUACGGUAGCUCACAACCAACCACGUGAUUUAAAAAAAUAUAAAUAAAUAUGUUAUAUGUUAUGUAUAGUUAUCCUGAUGCAGUACUUUGUGUUUUGGACACUGGACCGAUUUAAACAUAACGAACAUACUGCAGGCAAUUUAAUUAGCAACUUUGACAGACUUUGUUGUGUAGAAGUAGUCCAAAUGGAGUCGGAUGUCACUGUCUCCUAUUAUGCAGCUAUAAUCAAAUACUCCAGAAUUAAUUACUUUGCCUCUUGUGGUGAGAUUUAUUUUUGUUAAUUAAUUAAUUUUCUUUUGGCAACUUUCCUUGUUUUUCUCUGAUUCUCCGCAGUGUGACUGAGCUGUUGGCUUAUCUUCCUUAACAGACUUUUGGCUGUCUUACAGUUUUAGUAACUUUUGGCAGCUCUUGUCCUACUUUACCAUCUCCUUCUGCAUGAGCUUUUUUCUGUCUUCUUUCCUUUUCUCUCUUCCUUUUCCAUCUUCCUGAACAUGAAACAUAAUAUGUAGAGCGAGCUAAACUGACAGCUUCAUGCACUAAUGCAGAAUUCUGAAUUCAGACUGUCUGUUAUAUUUACUUUCAUAUUAAUCUUGAAGGAUCC
This is a messenger RNA of Clarias gariepinus (North African catfish), 1970 nucleotides long. RefSeq names its product EMG1 N1-specific pseudouridine methyltransferase (gene emg1). Lineage: Eukaryota; Metazoa; Chordata; Actinopteri; Siluriformes; Clariidae. Gene Ontology annotation, biological process: rRNA base methylation. The transcript has 6 exons. The coding region runs from base 176 to 934 and encodes 252 amino acids. Gene Ontology annotation, molecular function: rRNA (pseudouridine) methyltransferase activity; rRNA binding. The record is from RefSeq and is a predicted model, not a curated record. Gene Ontology annotation, cellular component: nucleolus; small-subunit processome.